AUGAUGAUGAAGGAUAAUACAACCAAUGAACAAAAACAACAACAUUCGAAUAGAAAGCCUUUCUUUUCGGGUGGAUUGGGUAGAUCUUCCUCUCUGAGCAGUCCACCCAAAACAUCAGCAGCAUCCUCUCAAGUUACAAAUCCUCCACCCCCACCACCAAAUUCAAGAGCUGCCUACGAGAAAAUGAGAGAAGAACGUGAAGAGCAGCUGGAAGCAGAAGAAUUUGCACAAAGAAGAGAACAAAUUAGAGACAAUUUCCAAAAGCAAUUUUUCGAAAAUAUGGAUCCAAAUGAAUUUAAAAAAGCUUGGGAACAAGCUCAAAUUGAUGAGAAGGCAGAAUAUAAAAAAAUUACUUUCAGACAACAGAUGAGAUGGUGGAUUAAGGACCACGAUCGUUUCGAUCGAUUCAUGAAGUUAUUAAUGAACCCUACAGCUACUGAGGAUGAAAAACACUACGCCAAGGAACAAAUUGAUGAAAUGAUUAAAUUGUAUGGAGAAGUUAGAGUUCGUCCCUCGAAUAGAAAGAAAAUUCCUGCUCGUUUGACGCUUGUAAUUUUAGCCAUUGUCAUGAUUAUUUCAUGGAUGGCAGUUAAAGGCCAACAACGUAUGGCGAAUAAGGAGAGACAAGACCAAGUUCUAGAAGAAGUGGUCAAACGAAGUCAACCAACGGAAGAAAUGCGAGCAGUACCUCAGAUAAAUCAUCGUGAAAUUCUCCAAGAAAUUGAGAAGCAGAGAUUACAAAAAUUGAAAGAAAAGUCCAACCAACCUUAA
Molecule: messenger RNA, 771 nt
Organism: Naegleria fowleri
Lineage: Eukaryota; Heterolobosea; Eutetramitea; Acrasida; Naegleriidae
Exons: 1
Coding region: 1-771 (256 amino acids)
Source: RefSeq, a predicted model, not a curated record